AUGGACGGGGAUACAGGGAAGAAAACAAUUGCCUUCAGCAUUGACAGCAUCCUAAAUGGAACAACUUUGGAGAGAGGCAAUGAGAGUAUGGAGGAAAAAAACAAGGAUGGUCUAGGUCUCAAGUCUGGAGCAACUACAAAUACUAUGGAUCUUAAGCGUGUAUGCAUGUGCUGCUGCUACUGCUCACACUGUGGAGAAAUGCUACAGGCCGAUUACUUGCAUUCAGCAUGUCAGUUGGGAUGGACCAAGAGAGCUUUGACAGAGUCGUGCAUAGCAGGAGAGGCUCAGAGAAGAGAAACUAUCAGUCAAAUCCAGAAAAGAAUCCGGCGCCAUCGUACCAUCUUUACUGAGGAGCAGCUGGAUGCUCUGGAGGAGCUGUUUGAGCAGAACCAGUAUCCGGACAUCCACACUCGUGAGCAGCUCGCUGAGAGGACCCACCUGAGAGAGGAGAGGGUCGAGGUGUGGUUUAAGAAUCGAAGAGCAAAGUGGAGAAGGCAGAAGAGGCUACCAUUUAGUCUGCGUGGGCAAGAUGAAUGGAAGAAUGUUUUACACGGUGACUAA
Messenger RNA from Trichomycterus rosablanca, 561 nucleotides. RefSeq names its product homeobox protein goosecoid-2. The transcript is spliced from 3 exons. Gene Ontology annotation, molecular function: RNA polymerase II cis-regulatory region sequence-specific DNA binding; DNA-binding transcription factor activity, RNA polymerase II-specific. Lineage: Eukaryota; Metazoa; Chordata; Actinopteri; Siluriformes; Trichomycteridae. Gene Ontology annotation, cellular component: nucleus. The record is from RefSeq and is a predicted model, not a curated record. The coding region runs from base 1 to 561 and encodes 186 amino acids. Gene Ontology annotation, biological process: regulation of transcription by RNA polymerase II.